Thunnus maccoyii (southern bluefin tuna) is the source of this 2861-nucleotide messenger RNA. It is a transcript of the gene ikbkg, whose product is annotated as inhibitor of nuclear factor kappa B kinase regulatory subunit gamma. Gene Ontology annotation, biological process: positive regulation of canonical NF-kappaB signal transduction. Lineage: Eukaryota; Metazoa; Chordata; Actinopteri; Scombriformes; Scombridae. The coding region runs from base 338 to 2131 and encodes 597 amino acids. The record is from RefSeq and is a predicted model, not a curated record. Gene Ontology annotation, molecular function: K63-linked polyubiquitin modification-dependent protein binding. Gene Ontology annotation, cellular component: IkappaB kinase complex; nucleus; cytoplasm. The transcript has 14 exons.
GUACUACCAGGGAGGCUAAACUCGGGGGAAAAUAACACCAAUCGUUUCCUGAGCUAACAACACUCGGUUCGGCUUUGACAGAUAACAUUUAACUCAUCUUAAAGCGCUCAAUAUAUAAGGAUAACCUUACAAAACAGGGCAAAAUGCCUUUCGGAAGAUAUACAGUUUGUUGAUGUGGAUCAGAUUUUAUGUCAGUCAACGAGUGCCUCCGAUUACCCAGCUGCUGCUUUGUUCGCUAGCGCAUAAGCUAAAUCGCUAGGUGUCUGCCAUUAGCCAGGAUAAAUAUCCUUUGUGAAUGAGUUAUUCCGGACAACAAUAGUGAAAAAGAACAGAAGGGAUGGUGCAGCCCCAACCUGAUGGCCCCAUGCAGUGGGACAUGUCGGGAGAGGAAAGUGGUGGGGCCCUCAGGGUCCCACCAGAGCUGGCUGCCAAUGAAGUGGUGACCAGGUUGCUGGGUGACAACCAGCAGCUCAGAGAAGCCUUGCGGCGCAGCAACCUAGCUUUGCGUCAGCGCUGUGAGGAGAUGGAGGGGUGGCAGAGGAGGACAAGGGAGGAAAGAGAGUUUCUCAGCUGUCGUUUCCAGGAGGCCAGGGCCCUGGUGGAGAGGCUGGCCCAGGAGAACCACUCUUUACAGAGCCUGGUGAAUGGACCAGCCUCUUCCUCUAGCCACUGCUGUAGCUCCAGCCAGACUGAAGACCUGCAAAGCCGCCCAGCGAGGAAUGGACCCCUGGAUGCUCCACAGACUCUGGAUCAGCAGGAGAAGAAGAGAGUUGAAGAGACAGAUCAACACACACAGACCACUCCCCCUCGCAGCCUGGGUGAUGAAAGUGUGCAUAGCUCCUUGAGUAGCACCCCCCCCACUACCCCCACCUCACUUUCAGAGGUAAGGGGGGAGGUAAUGGGCAGGGAAAAUGGCCAGCCUGUGGAGGGUGCAAAUGACUUCCUGCAGCUGCUGAAGAGCCAUAAAGAAAAACUGGAGGAAGGGAUGAGAGAGCUGAGGAAGAAGAACGAAGAGCUGGAGAGGGAGAGGGACGACGGAGAGAAAGAGAGAGAGCGAAUGCGUCGCUGCAUUGACCAGCUACUGGCCAAACUGGCUCAGGCACAGGCAAGCAGUGUUACUGAGGAGGUUGUUCCACAUCGCUCUGAGGCACAGCACUCCUCUGACUGGUAUCGGGAGCUGGAGGAGAAGCUUGACUACCUGCAGAAGAGUUCAGCUCAGCGGGACAGAACUGAAGCUAUGCUCAAACAGAAGGACAAAGACUGUGAAGCUCUGAAAGCUCAAGCGACAUCUCUGUUAGGAGAACUGAAUGAGAGACAGAGCUGCCUGGACAAAAGCGAGCAUGAACGCAAAAUAUCGGAGGAAAAGCUAUGUAGUAAGGUGAAGGCCCUGCAGGUGGCAGAACGGGACCUGGAGGAGCAGAAGAAGCAGCAUCAUGUGGCCAUGGACAAGCUGCUGCUGCAGACCCAGAGCCUGGAGCAAGCCCUGAAAACAGAGAGACAUGUCGUCACAGAGGAGAAGAAAAAACUGACACAACUGCAGCAUGCCUAUACAUGUCUCUUUAGAGACUAUGAUUCUAAACUGAAGAGUGAGGGAGGAGAUCUGUGCAGCCGACUAGAAGAGGCAGAGAGAGCACUGGCCCUGAAGCAGGAUCUGAUUGAUAAACUGAAGGAGGAGGUAGAGCAACAGAAAGGCUCACUGGAGACUGUUCCUGUCCUCACCGCACAGGCUGAGAUCUACAAGGCAGAUUUCCUAGCAGAGCGAGAAGCGAGAGAAAAGCUGAACCAGAAGAAGGAGGAGCUGCAGGAUCAGCUGACUCAGGCCCUGGCUGAGAUUGACAGGCUCAAACAGGAAGCCACAUCACGUGCACGUAUGGAGCAAAUGAAGCUCAGACACCUGGAGGACUUUUCAACACGGCCCUCACACAUUCCUCCUCCACAAGGUGUGUUCCCCGGUGGAGCUUUCAACACGGCGCCCCCUCCCUCCUUGUUCCGCAAUCAGGGUUUGGUAUCAGGUGGGGAUCAAGGCGCAGCUGGAGCUGAAGAGCUGCCAGAUUUAUGUUGUCCUAAGUGCCAGUACCAGGCUCCAGAUAUGGACACGCUGCAGAUACAUGUCAUGGACUGUAUACAGUAACACCAGCAUAGUUAAGGACAUCAUGACAUCACAACACACACAUACAUACAGGGGGUCAAGGUGUUAGUUGCACCUUCUGCACCCUCUGCCAUGCAAACACACUUACACAAUCAUAUAUACACACUGUGGAUCCUACAUGAAUUAUAUUGAAUGCGGUGGAAUCAAGACAAGCGGCAAUCAGAUGACAGUAUGAACCAGUGAAAUAAAAGAACAGCAAUUUAAUCAGCAUGGUAUUUCUCUAGAACUGCUCCAUGGAUUCAGUUUCUGCUGUAGCUUUUCCAUCCUUUUUUCUCCCAGCACCUGUUUUAUUUUAUUUCCCCUCUCCCCCUUCCUUGCCUCUGAGAUGGCACACUGAUACACAUGUUCAUCAUUAUUUGUACAUGAUCCCUGUCCCUUUCCUCAGUCUCAUUUCUUGUCCCUCUUGACUCCACAGCGUAGUAGCAACUGAGGUAGAUAACUACUGUACUCACUGUGGAGUAAGUGUGUAUACUUUGACUGCAUCAUCCAUUGUUACAUACACUAGUAAUCAUUGGGCCUAAGGUGAUGACAUGUCAAAAAAAGUGACAAUUCAGAGGGGUACCUUUCCCACAAAGGAGACAACACAUGAGUGUGAAUAACCUAGUGAGCUUUAAAUAACGAAGUAUAUUCAAAUAUGUUUUGGUCAUAAAUGUUGCUAGUCUACAUUACCUCAAAACAUGUGUUAUUAUGUAUUAGAGAUGGGUUUACUCUU